Hipposideros armiger (great roundleaf bat) is the source of this 4039-nucleotide messenger RNA. It is a transcript of the gene AFG2A, whose product is annotated as AAA ATPase AFG2A. The record is from RefSeq and is a predicted model, not a curated record. The coding region runs from base 68 to 2767 and encodes 899 amino acids. Gene Ontology annotation, molecular function: ATP binding; ATP hydrolysis activity. The transcript has 17 exons. NCBI's taxonomy places the organism in Eukaryota, Metazoa, Chordata, Mammalia, Chiroptera, Hipposideridae. Gene Ontology annotation, cellular component: cytoplasm.
UUUCCCUCCGCGAAGCGCGCACGUUGAGCCGGCUUUACUGCUUCAACUCCCGAGCCACGUUCGGAGCAUGUCUUCCAAGAAGAACAGAAAACGGCUCAACCGGAGCGCCGACAAUGGCUCUCCCUCGCCCUCCGCGGCUCGGUCUCCUGUGGGAGCCUUGGCUCCUUCUGCGGAGCCCGGCAUCGCGGCGGCGCCCGGGACUCUGACGGUGAUCAACUUCUUAGAAAAGGAUGACAGAAUUCCUAAAAAAUUCCAGAAUUCCCUUGUUCAACUUGGACUCAGCACUAUGAAGUCUGCAAAUAUAUGUAUAGGCCGACCAGUGUUGCUUACCAGUUUGCAUGGAAAGCAAGAGGUCUAUACAGCCUGGCCUGUAUCCGGAUUUCCUGGAGGCAAGGUUGGCCUGAGUGAUAUAGCCCAGAAGAAUGUGGGUGUCAGGGUUGGUGAUGCCAUCCGAGUCCAGCCUCUUUUGGGGGCUGUGCUGCAGGCUGAGGAAAUGGACGUGGCACUCAGUUGUAAAGAAGGGAGUAGAUUACGUGAAAAAAAUGUGGAGAUUAAUGAAGAACAAUUAGCUGGCUGUCUUCUGAGAAAACUAGAUGGCAAGAUUGUUUUACCAGGCAACUUUCUCUAUAUUACUUUCUAUGGACGACCAUGUAAGCUGCAAGUGUUACAAGUGAAAGGAGCAGAUGGCAUGAUAUUAAGAAGACUUCAGCCUGACCCUGGUGCCCGGGAGGUGGCCUCAGAACGGUCCAGCAUAGAAGCCAGCACCCUGGAUAUGUCCUUAAAGCUAAGCCAGUUGGACCUGGAAGAACACCAGGACCCAACAUCAAGCAGUACUCCUUGCAAACCAGCUGAUGGCAGAAUGACAAAUAGAGCUGGUGACAUUUUGCCAGAUGUCACACAGAAUCCUGGUGGCAACAGUGGACUUGAGGUGGAGGAAGUCACAAAUCUUAAACAUAGUUUUGCGUCUUUCAUGGAAGGAAAUGAGCAUCUUAUCAGUGAAAAGAGAUUGCCUGAGUCAGCCAGCAUGGGAACAAAAUGCAACACCGACACUUUUUAUUUUAUUUCUUCAACAACCAGGGUCAAUUUUACAAAGACUCGUACAAAUUCAAAAGAGCAAGGCAACCAAUUCAAAGUGACUUAUGACAUGAUAGGAGGCUUAAACAGUCAGCUGACGGCAAUUAGAGAAAUGAUUGAAUUGCCUCUCAAACAGCCUGAACUUUUCAAGAGUUAUGGAAUUCCUGCUCCUAGAGGAGUGUUACUGUAUGGCCCUCCAGGUACUGGGAAGACAAUGAUCGCCAGGGCUGUUGCUAAUGAGGUCGGAGCCUAUGUUUCUGUAAUAAAUGGUCCUGAGAUUAUAAGCAAAUUCUAUGGGGAGACUGAAGCAAAGUUACGUCAGAUAUUUGCUGAAGCCACUUUGCGGCACCCAUCAAUUAUUUUUAUUGAUGAGCUGGAUGCACUUUGUCCUAAAAGAGAAGGGUCUCAUAAUGAAAUGGAGAAAAGAAUUGUAGCUUCACUUUUAACACUGAUGGAUGGUAUUGGUUCGGAAGGAAGUAAAGGACGGGUGCUGGUCCUUGGGGCCACAAAUCGCCCUCAGGCUUUGGAUGCUGCACUCCGCAGACCUGGACGAUUUGAUAAGGAGAUUGAAAUUGGCGUUCCAAAUGCUCAGGCCCGGCUGGAUAUCCUGCAGAAGCUGCUUCUGAAGGUGCCCCAUUUGCUCACCAAAGCUGAGCUGCUGCAGCUGGCAAACAGUGCUCACGGAUACGUGGGAGCCGACUUGAAAGCCUUGUGUAAUGAAGCAGGUCUCUAUGCCUUGAAGAGAGUCCUGAAGAAGCAGCCUACCCUCCCUGACAGCAAGGUGUCUGGGCUGGUGAAGAUCACCCUGAGUGAUUUCUUGCAGGGGAUGAGUGCCAUCAGGCCCAGUGCCAUGAGGGAAGUGGCAAUUGAUGUCCCAAAUGUAUCCUGGUCAGAUAUAGGAGGACUGGAAAAUAUCAAAUUGAAAUUGAAACAGGCCGUGGAAUGGCCCUUGAAACAUCCAGAGUCUUUCACCCGAAUGGGUAUACAGCCACCUAAAGGAGUUCUUCUGUACGGGCCACCGGGAUGCUCUAAAACAAUGAUUGCAAAGGCUUUGGCCAAUGAAAGUGGACUGAAUUUCCUAGCCAUAAAGGGGCCUGAAUUGAUGAAUAAAUAUGUUGGUGAAUCCGAAAGAGCGGUUAGAGAGGUCUUCCGAAAAGCAAGGGCCGUGGCCCCUUCCAUUAUUUUCUUUGAUGAACUGGAUGCCUUAGCGGUUCAGAGGGGCAGUUCUUCAGAUGCGGGGAAUGUAGCCGACCGUGUUUUGGCUCAGCUCCUAACGGAAAUGGAUGGCAUUGAACAGUUACAGGACGUGACAAUUUUGGCAGCUACCAACCGCCCAGAUAGGAUAGACAAGGCUCUGAUGAGGCCUGGGAGAAUCGACAGAAUCAUCUAUGUGCCGUUACCAGAUGCAGCAACAAGAAGGGAAGUAUUCCACCUGCAGUUUCACUCUAUGCCGAUCAGCGAGGACGUUGACGUGGAUGAGCUCAUCCUCCAAACGGACACGUACUCGGGAGCAGAGAUUAUCGCCGUCUGCAGAGAGGCAGCUCUUCAGGCCCUGGAAGAAGACAUUCACGCCAUCAGCAUCAUGAGAAGACAUUUUACUCGGGCCUUGAGCACCGUGACACCCAGAAUUCCUGAAUCCUUGCGACGUUUCUAUGAUGAUUAUCAAGAGAAGAGUGGGCUUCAUACGCUCUGAAAAAAAGAUACAUAUUGAUUAUGCUACAAGGGCUUUCUAGAGAAAACUCGUUUCGUUUCUUUUAAUUUUGUCAUGAGGCUGUCAAAAAAGAAAUCCUUAAACAAAAUGUCUCAAGUAUGUUGGCUAGAAUUAAGGGGUUUCAGCUCUUGUAAACAUUUAAAAUCAUAUGGAUACAAUGAAAAUAUCCAUGAAGAUCUCUGGACAGGAGUUUAAAUCAGUUUUGUCUGGAAAUGUGUGCUGAGUUUUAAAAUGCAAACUUUUGGCAUUUUCAUUUGGACCUGGUUCAUUCAUCCCAUGAAAUGCUUUCUUUGCUCCAGAAUUCGUUUCAGUGCAUUCCUAAAUGCCAAACCUGUGGGCAUCAAUUUUAUAUGAGAACAUAGAGAAUGCGUGGUAAGAACUAGUUACAAAGGUUUAUUUUUGAAGGCUCAACGAUGAAAUGGCCAAAUGCACGAGCCAGACUUCUGGGGCCUCUUCCCCAAGUAUGUAUUUGUUCUCAUUAUAAUUUACACCUACAUUUUUGCUUUAGCCUUCUUAACAUUUACUUAUGGCAACUAAAAAACAAAGAACUAAGAGCUGUUUCAUAUCUGUCAUGCCCUUUCAAAGUUUAAAAAAUUGGAAAUAUAAGCCCAGUCCAGGGUUAGGGCAGUAGGCUUGAUUUUUUUUUUUUUACAUAAAAUGCUAAAAUAAAUCAUAUGACGUGGUCAUGUUUUAACUUGUACACAUUUUCAGGUUACCAAUGAACAUUUUCAAUUAAAAGAUAAACCAAAUUGUACUCAAUCAUAUUGUCUCAUGCUGCAUUCUAAAUAUGUGUAUUUAUGCCCCUAGUUACUUAUCCUUGAGAUUUCUUGACACUUUCUCCAUAAAUAUCCUUGAAACGACUGUCGGAAAUUGACUCCCCGACUUCCUAGCAAUGGAAAGAAUGUGCACCUAAACCUGGUCACUGUAGAUCUUUGAAAAUUACCAGAAAGGUAAGUCAGGCAAGAAAUACCUGGUUAUCAAAACAAUGGGCCUUACAAUUUUGCAGUGGCGGAUACUCUGAAGACCUGUCUCAACUGUUUCAUCCUUUGCCUACUGAAGAAAUUAGCAAGGCUUUUUUUCCCAGACUAUACUGGUUUAUUAGUACAUAAAACCACCCAAGGGACAAUGAAUAUUACUACAAUUUAGGACUGUGCUGUCAAAUACAAUAGACAGUAGUCACAUGUGACUAACUUUUCAUUUUAAGUAAUUAAAAUUAAGUAAUAUUAAAAAUUUAGUUCUUCAGGGCCGGCCGAG